CGACUAAAACGCGCAUCGUCCUGCACCAGAACAAACUGAAAAUAUCACCGCGUAAAACCAUCUAUAACCAAUCAUCUUUUCAAAAUUUCGCCUCUGAUUCUGCUCCCACCUCCAACAAUGGCGACUGCGCUCAUCUACCAUCCUCAUCUCAGCAGAAACAUGCUCGAUUUCAAAUGCUCUAACUCGUAUUCUCUCUCUACAACUCUCAAGCAGACACCGCCCAAUCCUCGGAGCUUCUCUAGUAGGAAGCUUUUCAAGCGAUUCGGAAGAUUGUCUUGUUCUGCUGUUGAAGACGUGACGCAGAAACAGCAAGAAAUUAGUACAACCAGCAAUUUCAAUGAGGCUAGCAAUGAUGCAGAAGAAAAUCCUUUUCUGAACAAUAAGUUAGAUGAUGGGGGAAAUUCCAUCUACGACAUUCUUUAUCCGAGCAAAGAGCUUCUCCCAGACGACGUAGAAAUGAGUGUAUACGACCAUUUAGAGGAGCUGAGGCAGAGAAUUAUUGUCUCAGUUUUGGCUGUUGGAGCUGCCAUUGUUGGUUGUUUUGCUUUUUCAAAGGAUCUCAUCUUGAUUCUCGAGGCCCCUAUUAGUGCACAAGGUGUUCGUUUUCUACAACUUGCUCCUGGAGAAUUUUUCUUCACAUCUCUUAAGGUUUCUGGAUACUGUGGCCUUCUAAUAGGGAUCCCUGUGAUUCUCUACGAGAUCAUAGCUUUCGUUCUUCCAGGUUUAACAGUGGCAGAAAGAAGAUUUCUGGGGCCGAUUGUCCUAGGCUCGUCUGUCCUCUUCUAUGCAGGCAUCGCCUUCUCCUACCUCGUUCUCACUCCAGCCGCCCUGACAUUCUUUGUGAGCUACUCCGAGGGGGCAGUUGAGUCACUGUGGUCAAUUGAUCAGUACUUUGAGUUUGUGCUUGUGCUCAUGUUCAGCACUGGCUUGUCGUUCCAGGUCCCUGUUAUACAACUGCUUCUUGGACAAUUGGGGUUGGUUUCUUCGGCUCAAAUGCUGUCGAUAUGGAGAUACGUUGUGGUAGGCUCAGUGGUUGCUGCUGCUGUGCUCACGCCCUCGACCGAUCCUCUAACUCAGAUGCUCCUCGCUGGCCCUCUUAUGGGUCUCUAUCUUGGUGGCGCAACGAUGGUUAAAGUCAUCGGGCGAUAACUGUUGCUUGCAAGAAUAGGCGUUUCUGGCUGUAUAAAGAUUUUUUUGGUAAAAUCGUAGAAUGUGUAUACAGUAUACGCCCAUUUGAAGAAAUCUUGAAAUUACUUGAGCUGUUUGCAAUA
Messenger RNA from Salvia splendens (bonfire salvia), 1271 nucleotides. RefSeq names its product sec-independent protein translocase protein TATC, chloroplastic-like. Gene Ontology annotation, molecular function: proton motive force dependent protein transmembrane transporter activity. The coding region runs from base 118 to 1149 and encodes 343 amino acids. Lineage: Eukaryota; Viridiplantae; Streptophyta; Magnoliopsida; Lamiales; Lamiaceae. Gene Ontology annotation, biological process: protein transport by the Tat complex; intracellular protein transmembrane transport. The transcript has 4 exons. Gene Ontology annotation, cellular component: membrane; TAT protein transport complex. The record is from RefSeq and is a predicted model, not a curated record.